Physcomitrium patens is the source of this 4249-nucleotide messenger RNA. RefSeq lists its product as uncharacterized. Gene Ontology annotation, molecular function: zinc ion binding; protein binding. The record is from RefSeq and is a predicted model, not a curated record. NCBI's taxonomy places the organism in Eukaryota, Viridiplantae, Streptophyta, Bryopsida, Funariales, Funariaceae.
AUGUCCACGAAUGAAUUAGUGGUAAGAAACCAUAAAAGCCACACCCCCUCCUCUCUCCCUCCCUCCUUCAGAGCAGCGACAAAGAAGCAGAAACACUCUCCAGCAACAAGAGAGAGAGAGAGAGAGCAGAAUAAAGCAAGCAAGGAAGGAAGGAACAAGAAAGAGGGAAAGAGGACAGAGGAGGAGGAGAGGGUGAAGGGCGAAGAAAGAAAGGGAGAAGUGAAGGGAGGAGGGGGAGUGUGUAGCCAGCCAGCCAGGCCCUUACUGCCCUGCCCUGCCCUGCCCUCCUUCGACGACGUCGUCAGGGAGGGGAGGCAAGAGGAGGAGAAGAAAGAGUAUCAGGAGGAGCAGCAGCAGGUGGAGCGGGACAGGGAGGGAGUUGGGGCGUCUCGGUGGUGGCGUGUGCGGGUGCCGCGAUGGCCAGGGUUUGAGUUGCAGAGACGGCUGGCGUUUUUACUGCUCAUGGCCGCGCGGCGUCAGCCAGCUGCUGCGGCUUCUCCCGCUGGAUUGAAGAUCAACGUAAAAGCAGGGGUGGGAGCUUCGAAUUUAAGUAAGGAAGGUCACCCGCAAGAGAGUGGGGAGGACGUCUCGGCUGAACCAGGGGACGGCCCAACAACGAACGCAGGAAUGCUGAAGCGAAAACGGUUAACCCCCCCGGCGUCUCCUACUGCCAGUAAGAGGCCUCCAAGGGGUGAUUCGCCGAAUCCUGCGGUUGCGAACGGGGAGCUGGUGGAGACAGUAACUAAGAAAAUUGCAUCAAAUUUUACUGAUCUCAACGUUGCCAAGCACGACGUUGGGAAACCUGAUGUAGUAGUUGGAUCUGAAGUAGGGACAGAACCGGCGGAAUUAGGGGCAGUUAGAGUAAGUGAUGAGGGAAAUAAGGCUAUACCAAGUGCACAGGGCGAGUUCCCAUUGAGCUCUGCAGCAACAGACCACCAACAUGGUGUGUCAAGUGCAGCGCAGGACACAGACACGGAUGCCGUGCAGGUCCGUGAUCAGUCGCAACCGGAGGUCAGUGGGUUGCAGGUGUCAUCAUCUUUGGCUGCAUCGAAUCCCACGGCUUCAGUGAAUGAAGAACCUAAGUAUCAUACGAUUCCUACCCAUGCUGGCUGGUUUUCAUGGACUGACAUACACACGCUGGAGAAGAGAGGUUUGCCGGAGUUUUUUAAUGGUAAAGUCCCUGGAAAAACACCAGAGAUGUACAUGAAAUACAGGAAUACAAUAAUGAAGAAAUAUCGUGAGCAUUUUGGGAAGGUCAUAACCGUUGCUGAUGUGCAAGAGCAUCUCGAUGAUGUGGAUGAAAAAUCUGUACAUCGAGUUAUGGAAUUUCUGGACCAUUGGGGACUUAUUAACUAUCAAGCUCCUGCUGAGUUUCUGCCUCCCUGGAAGCACCCUGGUCCUAUUCUGAAGUCUGAUGCAGCUCUCAUGCUGCGGGCUUUGCCACGGAAAGGUUCAAGUUUGUAUCAUUGUGAUACAUCUUGUACUCCUGUUAUUGAACAGAAUUUAGUAAAAUCAAAACCAGUUAAGACAACAGAGUCAGUCAUUGCAGACAUGCUUGCAUUAGAGGGAGGAGCUGAAGUGGAGUAUCAUUGCAAUUUUUGUAGUGCGGAUUGCAGUAAGCAACGUUAUCACUGUCAGAAGCAGGCCGAUUUUGAUUUAUGUCCUGAGUGCUAUAAUGAAGGGCAAUUUGGGCCCGACAUGGUGCCGACCGAUUUUAUGAAAAUGGAUGUUACUGAAGCAUACAAUGCGAAUGGGGGAGGGUGGUCGGAUCAAGAGACCCUCCUGCUGCUGGAGGCUUUAGAACUAUAUGGAGAUAACUGGAACGAAAUAGCUGAGCAUGUUGCAACUAAGUCAAAGUCACAAUGUAUCUUGCAUUUUAUUCGGCUUCCUGUUGAGGACCCCUUUUCGGAAGACUCAGAUGGUUUUGUAUUAACUAAUAAUGUCCCUGUUACGUCUUCCGUUACCCAAACGGAUAGCGCACCCCAGCCUGAAUCAAAAGAAGAGGGAACAGCAGAGGAAGAACCUGAAGAUGGUACUCCUAAUAAGGAAAGCACGGAUGUUGCAGUUGAAUGUUUGGAUGAAGAUUUAGUGAUGCCAACAAACCUUGCCGCAUUUGCUGAAGCUGGCAAUCCAGUCAUGGCCCAGAUGGCGUUCCUUGGAACUAUGACUGGAUCAAAACUGGCUGGAGAGGCUGCAAAAGCUGCAUUAGCAGCGCUAACAAUGAAAGAUCCUGGGGUUUAUCUUGCAGCAGGGACUGCUAUGAUAUUAGAAGACCCAGUUGACAUCGUUAAACCAAGUGAAUCGGAGAAUCCCGACAGAUCAGUUCAGGCAGAUGAGAGUAUGCAAAGUGGAGAUGAGACUACGUCAGCAGGCGAUGCAGGCCCAAGCUCAUCUAGUGGGGUCAAAAUGCCUCCGAACAAUACCACUGCCACUGCCCUUAACAAUGAUGAUGCCCUCACGCAAUUAGAACCAAAUAUAGGUAAGGAGCUUGUUCAUAAAGGCGGUAUGACAGAGAAAAAAUUGGACAUCAUGGAGGAGAGUAAGGUUGCAGGAUGUGUGAAGCGGGCCGCAGCGAGUGCCAUGGCGGCUGCAGCUGUCAAAGCUAAGCUCCUGGCCGACCAGGAAGAGCGUGAGAUGCACCGAUUGAUGGCAGUGGUCAUUGAACACCAGUUGAAAAAGCUGGAGCUCAAGUUGAAACUUCUUAACGACUUAGAUAGCGAAUUAACAAAGCAAUGCGAGUCAGUUGAACGUGACCGAUUAAAUUUUUUUGCGAAUCAGGCCCGAAUAGCAGCCUCCCAUAUGGGUACAAGUUCUAAUUCUAAUCCCCCCACGUCUCCCGCUAGGCAACAACAGCCUGCUGGGCAACAUCACCAACCUGUUGGGUCACAUCACCAGGUUGGCGGGCAAUAUCAUCAGCCUGCUGGGCCUCAUCAAUUUCAACAUCAACAUCAACAUCCUGCUGCCAUGGUCCAAGGGCCUGUCUCCUUUCAAGGGCAGAUGGUUUAUGGGCCUGGUUUUCAAGGUAUGGCCCAUCCUCCUGGUAUAUCUUCCAAUCAACAAAUGCAGCCCAACAAUGCAGCUGCUUUCAUGCAGUCGCAAUUAUAUCAAGGACUUGCAAAUUCAGUGCAUGCGGGAGCUGCUAUCGCCAUGCAACAAAACCAUUUCGGAAGACAAAUGAUGAUCGGAGGAAACACACCACCUCAUUUGCUUCAGGGACGUCAUGUAGGACCUCAAGAGGUAAACCCUCCCCCUCAAGUCGUUGGGAGGCCUUUGAUACAAUCUGAUGAUGCCCCUGGUCAAGGGUUACGUGGGCCUAUGCCAGGCAUGCCAGGAUUAUCAAGACCUGUGCCAGGCGGUGCAUUAGGCGGUAUGCCACAGUAGAUUCAAAGUCGUGUUUACAAAGAUCUGUUGUAUGUAGAGUAGAAAUGGAUUAAUGCUCACGCUUCUGAAGGUGAAUUUAGGUUUUCUCAUACAAGAGUUGUAACUUUGCUGGGAUAUCAUUAUCUUGAGACUUUGUAGAAUGGCACGAAAACAUACAUAGUUGACAGGAUUUCAAGACGAUGUCUGAUUUAUCUGUCAUCUCUGGCUGCACAUGUGGUCAUUGCUUCAAGCUAGUGCAAGGAGGUGCAUUGCAUUCGCCCAUGUAAACAAGCCCUCUCAUAUCCAGAAGUUCGGACGUUUAGAACGUGCAUAACCUUCUGAUGAGGCGCAUUAAAUGAAGAGAAAAGAACUGGUGUAGGAAGUGGCCUGUGCUGUACCCUAAAUAAGUGUUUUUAGAUUUUAGAGGAUGCCAAAGCUGGCAACCUAUUGUAAUUAGCACAGCCAUGUAUGGGUGUGGUGGAAAAGAGCUUCAGAUGCAUGGUUUAUGCGCUUCGGUAGAAACUCAAUUAGUCAAUUAAUCCUGGGGCAUUCUAUUAACUGUUGCAGCAGUUUCUGUUCUGCUACCCUAAUGUGCUCCAAAAAGUAUAGGAUUUAGGAUUUUCAGCACGAGCAACAACUGAAUGUAUGUCGUACCCACUAAUUUCUGACACUUGGAUGGGCGCUCAUUCACCGAUUUUCUCAUUGAUCCAAAAUUUGUUGCGGGAUCUGCCCAAGUCUGGGAAACAUGAAGAAUGAAGCAAAUAUAUUUAGGCUUGGAUUUAGUAGUCUACUUGAAAUCGAGAGGGCAGCUCUCAUUUCUUCUCUAGGGACUUCUCAAGGGCCUUGCCCCAUGAGUCUUAUUUUCAAUAUGAACAGUUCUUAUUGCUUC